CUGCAUAAUCCAGGUAAUUCAAAUUUUGAUCUACCAGCAAGUUGCCCAAUUUCAAGAAAUUUAGUGCGAAAAAUUGAAAGCGACAACAGUUGAAUUAUAGCACUUUUCGCGCGCAAAUAAAACUGUCAAAGCAAAGAACUACCAAACGUCACAUUACGACUAAAGUUGAUUAUUCGUUGGACGAUCGAGGCCCCGGGUUAGGAAAUUUAAUCUUUACAAAUUCCGUAAGUCUAAUCAUGGGGGAAAGUGGAAAAGAUCGGCACAGGCGUAGAAGUAGUGUUAUUUCAAACUCCUCCGGGUUCUAUGCCGAAUAUGAUGACAAGAAGAAUGAUUCCGAAAUGGAUAGAAUUGCCAAAGAAACCGAUCAAAGUUGCGGCCUUACUAUUACGCCUGGAAGUCGAAAAUCUUCACGAAAAGUUACUCCAAAUAAAAAGUAUGACGAAUUUUUUGAACUGGGCUGUCCGAAAUCCAAAGUAAAUGCUCAUCAAGUCAAUCAGAAAACGCCAUGCCGUGCUAGUCAAAUGUAUGAACCAGCAAGUGAUGAAGAUCGGUGCCAUUCCGAAAAUUUAUUUGAAGAUUCCACCGAUGUGGACGGAAAACAGAUUUAUAUGUUCACUACCCCAAAAAAACGAAGUAGUAUGACAUUAAAAGCGUUGCGGACGCCAAGGACACCAACAACACUUGAAGGAAAAGACCUUAGAAAGCACAAUUUUGUUGGGAAGGAAACACCUAAGCAUUUGAGAUCUACAGUAAAGGCAGAACUAUAUAAGCGUUUGGUUGAAUCUUCCCUGUCUGACUUUUCCGUUGAUGAAAGCGACUUCGAACCAGAAGACUUAUCGGAAAGCAGUUCAACCAAUGAUGAUGUAGAAAUGUCAGAUAGUGAGGAUAAUAGUACUAUACCAGCCAAAAAGGUCGAAAAUAAUCUGCUAAAAACACCGUUAACGAGACGUCCAUUGAAAGUGGACAGGCAGAUUGAAUACAUCCCGCAGAGUUCAGCGUAUUUCACUACGCACAUUAAUAAGAAACUAACGACAUCCGAUCACACUUUGAAUCGUUUAAAAAACGCCCGCCUUGUGCAACCACAAAUAUUUUCUCUGUUGUCCUCUAUGAAGUUAUCGAUGCAGCAUGAACGUGCGUUGACUAAUCUUUUUCAACAAUACAAACUAUGCUUCAAUAAGUGGAUGCUCAUCAUGAACGAAGGUUAUAACAUUCUGCUUUAUGGCUUGGGAUCGAAGCGAAAGUUACUACAGGCGUUCCACAAUGAAAUCCUUGGAAAAGAAUCAGUGAUCAUUGUAAACGGAUUUUUUCCGAGCCUCUCAAUGAAAGAUAUUCUUGAAGCGAUACUCCGUGACAUCUUAGCGCUCACUCCUACGGCCAGUAGUAAUAUACAUGAUUCUGUAGACGUAAUAUACAACGAAUUUGCUAGAACUCCGGAAAAGCAUCUAUUUUUAAUCGUGCAUAAUAUCGACGGCCCAAUAUUGAGAAGUUAUAAAGCACAGGAAGUACUCAGUCGAAUAUCAGCCAUACCGAAUGUUCAUCUGAUUGCGUCAAUGGAUCAUAUCAACACUCCCCUGGUGUGGGAUCAUAUGAAUUUAAGCAACUUUAAUUUCUCUUGUUGGGACGCGACAACACUGUUACCUUACAGUGAUGAAACAUCGUACGAAAAUUGUCUGUUAGUACAAAAUUCAGGAGACUUGGCAUUAUCGUCAAUGAACAAUGUUUUCCAGUCCCUCACAAGCAACGCUCGUAAGAUUUUCUUGCUAAUCGCUAAAGAACAACUGAAAGUUGAUGACACGAACUAUCCCGGAUUACCAUUCAAAGAUUUAUACUGGCUCGCUCGAGAAUCGUUUUUAGUAAGUUCCGACUUAGCUUUACGGGCACAGUUGACUGAAUUUCUAGAUCACAAGCUAAUUAAAUCUAAACGAACAGCAGACGGAACAGAGCAUUUACGAAUCCCUAUAGCAUGUAAUCUUUUACAGCAAUUUUUGGACAACCAAGGAUGCUGAGAAUAAAAUAUUUACAUUGUUA
Messenger RNA from Hermetia illucens (black soldier fly), 2028 nucleotides. It is a transcript of the gene Orc2, whose product is annotated as origin recognition complex subunit 2. The record is from RefSeq and is a predicted model, not a curated record. Gene Ontology annotation, molecular function: DNA replication origin binding. The transcript has 5 exons. Bases 237 to 2006 code for a protein of 589 amino acids. Gene Ontology annotation, cellular component: nuclear origin of replication recognition complex; nucleus. Gene Ontology annotation, biological process: DNA replication. Lineage: Eukaryota; Metazoa; Arthropoda; Insecta; Diptera; Stratiomyidae.